Striga asiatica is the source of this 720-nucleotide messenger RNA. Lineage: Eukaryota; Viridiplantae; Streptophyta; Magnoliopsida; Lamiales; Orobanchaceae. The record is from the annotation of a GenBank genome assembly.
UAUAAUCUUUACAACCCUCCCAAAAACCCUUUUAACAUAACAUAGACUUGCAAGAAAAGAACCCCAAGACCAAUUAUUAACCCUUAUAAAUUCCCUCUCAAUCUGCAAACACACAUUUAUAUCUUCAUUCAAACAUAAACAAGAUUUCAUAUUUCUGACAGUUAAAACUUCGUCUCGUCGAUUUUCACAUAAAUAUAUAAUAAUAAUGGCUGGAGAUCAGCAGCUAAAACCAGUUGCAGGGCUCCUUUUGUUCCUCAACUUUUGCAUGUAUGUCAUAGUUUUGGGCAUUGGUGGCUGGGCUUUGAACAGAGCUAUUGAUCAUGGCUUCAUUAUAGGCCCUGGAUUGGACUUACCGGCACAUUUUUCGCCGAUAUAUUUUCCGAUGGGUAAUGCAGCCACCGGAUUCUUCGUUUUGUUUGCAAUGAUUGCUAGUGUGGUUGGGGUGGCCUCGGCAAUUUCCGGUCUUAACCUUAUCCGUUAUUGGGAUGCCGAUAGCAUGUCGGCUGCCGCCACUGCAGCCACCAUUGCCUGGACUCUUACACUUCUUGCCAUGGGGUUUGCUUGCAAAGAGAUUGAGCUGCAUAUCAGGAAUGCCCGCUUGAGAACAAUGGAGGCAUUUAUGAUCAUACUUUCGGCUACUCAGCUCUUGUACAUAGCCGCCAUCCAUGGAGCUGCAUCCAGGAGGAGAACUUGAGCCAGAGAGAGAAAGAGAGAGAGAGA